UGCGCCCGUGAGUCGCCAGCGCGCAUCCGGAUAGCAGCCAGGCGGCGGGCGCUGUGCGGGCUGCUUUGCAUUAUGUGCCGCUCCGCCCUGGCUUUCUUUACUGCCGCAUUUGUCUGCCUGCAAAACUGCCGGCCAGGUCCUGCCCCAUUCCUUCGGGCGGCCUGGGUGUUUUUAGUUGUUCUUGGACUGGGCCAGAGUGAAGACAAUAGAUGUACAUCCUCGAAUGCAGCUUCCUGCACCAAGUGCCUUGCUCUGGGUCCGGAAUGUGGAUGGUGUGCUCAAGAGGAUUUCAUUUCAGGUGGAUCAAGAAGUGAACGUUGUGAUAUUAUUUCCAAUUUAAUAAGCAAAGGCUGCUCAAUUGAUUUGAUAGAAUACCCAUCGGUGCAUGUAAUAGCAAGUGAAAAUGAAAUGAAUACACAGGUGACACCAGGAGAAGUGUUGAUCCAGCUGCGUCCAGAAGCGGAAGCUAAUUUUAUGCUGAAAAUUCAUCCUCUGAAGAAAUACCCUGUGGAUCUUUAUUACCUGGUUGAUGUCUCAGCAUCAAUGCACAAUAAUAUUGAAAAAUUAAAUUCUGUUGGAAAUGAUUUAUCUAGAAAAAUGUCAUAUUUCUCCCGUGACUUCCGCCUUGGAUUUGGCUCAUAUGUUGAUAAAACAGUUUCACCAUACAUUAGCAUCCACCCAGAAAGGAUUCAUAAUCAAUGCAGCGACUACAAUUUAGACUGUAUGCCUCCCCAUGGAUACAUCCAUGUGCUAUCUUUGACAGAGAACAUUACUGAGUUUGAAAAAGCAGUUCACAGACAAAAGAUCUCCGGAAAUAUAGAUACACCUGAAGGAGGUUUUGAUGCCAUGCUUCAGGCAGCUGUCUGUGAGAGUCAUAUUGGAUGGCGAAAAGAAGCUAAAAGAUUGCUGCUGGUGAUGACAGAUCAGACAUCUCAUCUUGCUCUUGAUAGCAAAUUGGCAGGCAUAGUGGUGCCAAAUGACGGAAACUGCCAUCUGAAAAACAACAUCUACGUCAGAUCUACAAGCAUGGAACAUCCCUCACUAGGCCAACUUUCUGAGAAGUUAAUAGACAACAACAUUAAUGUCAUCUUUGCCGUUCAAGGAAAACAGUUUCAUUGGUAUAAGGACCUUCUACCCCUCUUGCCUGGCACCAUUGCUGGUGAAAUAGAAUCAAAGGCUGCAAACCUCAAUAAUUUGGUAGUAGAAGCCUAUCAGAAACUCAUUUCAGAAGUGAAAGUUCAGGUGGAAAACCAGGUAAAAGGCGUCUAUUUUAAUAUUACUGCCAUCUGUCCAGAUGGGACCCGAAAAGCAGGCACAGACGGAUGUGGAAAUGUGACAAGCAAUGACGAAGUUCUUUUCAAUGUCACAGUUACAAUGAAAAAAUGUGAUGUCACAGGAGGAAAAAGCUAUGCAAUCAUCAAACCUAUUGGUUUCAAUGAAACCACUAAAAUUCAUAUACACAGAAACUGCAGCUGUCAGUGUGAGGACAGCAGAGGACCUAAACGAAAGUGUAUAGAUGAAAUUUUUCUAGAUGCCAAAUGUUUCCAGUGUAAUGAGAAUAAAUGUCAUUUUGAUGAAGAUCAGUUUCCUUCUGAGAGUUGCAAGUCACAUAAAGAUCAACCUGUUUGCAGUGGCCGAGGAGUUUGUGUUUGUGGGAAAUGUUUAUGUCACAAAAUUAAGCUUGGGAAAGUGUAUGGAAAAUAUUGUGAAAAGGAUGACUUUUCUUGUCCAUAUCACCAUGGAAAUCUGUGUGCUGGGCAUGGAGAGUGUGAAGCGGGCAGAUGCCAGUGCUUCAGUGGCUGGGAAGGAGAUCGGUGCCAGUGCCCAUCAGCAUCAGCCCAGCACUGUGUCAAUCCAAAGGGCCAAGUGUGUAGUGGAAGAGGCACAUGUGUAUGUGGCAAGUGUCAGUGCACUGAUCCCAGGAGCAUCGGCCGCUUCUGUGAACACUGCCCCACGUGUCACACAGCCUGCAGUGAAAACUGGAAUUGUGUGCAAUGUCUUCACCCUCAUAAUCUAUCUCAAGCUAUACUUGAUCAUUGUAAAACUUCAUGUGCUCUCACAGAACAGCAUUAUAUGGACCAAACAUCAGAAUGUUUCUCUAGCCCAAGCUAUUUAAGAAUAUUUUUCAUCAUCUUCAUAGUUACAUUCUUGAUUGGGUUGCUUAAAGUCCUUAUCAUUAGACAGGUGAUACUACAAUGGAACAGUAAUAAAAUUAAGUCCUCGGCAGAUUACAGGGUGUCAGCCUCAAAAAAGGACAAGUUGAUUCUGCAAAGCGUUUGCACAAGAACAGUAACCUACCGACGUGAGAAACCUGAAGAAAUAAAAAUGGAUAUCAGCAAAUUAAAUGCUCAUGAAACUUUCAGGUGCAACUUCUAAAGAGAUAAAAAGUACUUUAUGGGAAACUGGAUUUUUAAUAAUUGCUCCUAGAAAAUAUACUGUUAGAAGUCACAGGAGGAGACAAACUGUUCUAGAUCAUGCUGGUUGCUGGUUGUCCACUUGAAUGAAGACUGACAAGCAUCCUCAUCAUCAUGUGACUCACAUCGCUGCUGAAUUUUUCAGAGAAAAAUGUGUCUUACUACUGUUUGAGACUAGUGUCAUUGUAGCACUUUACUGUAAUAUAUAACUUAUUUAGAUCAGCAUAGAAUGUAGAUCAUCUGAAGAGCACUGAUUACACUUUACAGGUACCUGCCAUUCCUGUGCUUCCCAGAGAGAGACAAUGCUGUGAGAUAGUUUGGGCACUGUGUCACUACAAGGGUACAGUAAUCCCUCCACUGAACAUGUGGAUGAAAAAAAUAACAGGCAGUUAUAGUACUGUUGCCAAACACUUCUACAACUGGCAGUGACUAGACAAGAACAUCUAGAUGAAUAAAUGGUUAGUGUUUCACUCAUUCAAGAGGUUAAUAGAUAAAACCUUAAUCUUGAGGGAAACUUCUUUCGAAACUGUGUAGUGUUAUGCAUCUGUUUAUGUUUUCUGCUUUUUACAAGAUACUAAUCCCAACAUUUUCUCCUCUUUGCCUUCAUGUUUUUUCUUUCUUACAGGAUAAGUUUAUAUUAUGUCACAGAUGACUGGAUUAAAUAAGUGCUAAGUUACUACUGCCAUAAAAAACUAAUAAUACAAUGUCACUUUAUUAGAAUACUGAUGUUUUAAAAGCUGAAUGUUUAAUAAGGGACACUGUAAAGUCACAUCAAAAUCAGAACAGCUUCGUUGUGUGCAGACGUGGAGUCUUAUAUCUUCUUACCUGAUAAACUGGAUGUUCCACCAUUUCAUUUGUCUAAUCAUCAGGUUGAAGUUCACAAGGUAUUUAGAAACUCUGCCUCAAGCAAAGUACCACAUUUUUUAGUGCGCUCUCUCAGAUAUUAAAUCCAAGUAGAUAUGAGCAUUUUUCAAAUUAAAAGCUAUAGUAAGCUCUAUUCUUUUUUGCAUUUCAGUACAGCCUAAGAGAUUCUGUCCCUGAAUCACCUCAACCCUACUCACCAGAAUUUUAAAGGUAUACAGUGGGAGGAGGAUAGACAAUAGCUUAGAAGUAAGCUAAUUCAUCCUCUUAGUUAGUCAGGGAACUGAGGCUCACAAAGUUUAAAUGAUUUCUUAAAAAACACCCAAGUGAUUAAGUGGCAGCAUUUGAAGAGAAAUUCUAUCUUCGGAUUGCCAGGCUAGUGUCCGUUGCACAAUAUCAUGCUACCUCUUGAAUCUUUAAAAUAUUUGAUUGGCAAGUAUUUUUAAACGUGAUUUACUGAAGUCUUAAGUAUAUGAGCAUGAGAAAAUUUCAAAGGAAAGCAGAAAAGAGUAAUUCAAACUGAAUUCCACGACUGGCUUGUAAUCUUUCUUGCUAAUCAGCUUCUAAGAGAAUUCAGCAUGGCCUAAGUACAGGGAAGUCCAUUCAAACGACAGCCUGUGAGUUGUGUAGUGCUCAGCCUGAGAGCUUGAUAUAGAGGCCAUCAGCUUUUGUUUUCCCCAGUGGAAACUUCUUCACAAUUACCAUAUCCCUACAGACUUAUUUGGUCUGAUUUUAUUGGCUAGAAGUCCAAUAGUCCUGUGUGUAGUACAGAGCUUUGCCUAUGAGAACAAAGGAAUUUAUUUAAAAUGCUUUCUUAUAAUUAACUUCCCAAAUUUGCUGUCUUCAAGCACUGGAAGAAAUGCCAGGAUAUUUGCAUUUUAAUGAGACUAACUCCCACCCCUUAUUUUACCACAAAGAGGAUUUAAAAACAUAUAAGUGUUCUGGAGCAAACACAGCAGUCCCAUUAAAUGUCCCCUCCAGCCACGCAAUUAUGAUGCUAAAUUGAACUGUAUUUUCUUCCCCAAAUGAAAUUGGGGACAUUGACAUAAUUCAGUACUGUGACUCACUUGUGUAAGAUACCUUUGAUCACCAAGGAUAACAUAAAAAUCGUAUUUUGCAGCCUGCCCGUCACACAUAGCAUCCAUUUUAAAAAGAAAAAAUAUGGAUACACUAUAGCUCCCCAAAAGGAAAAAGUGGAAAUUAUCCAUUUAUUAAAAUGCCAACAAUUUUAAAAAUUAACAUUAUAAUGUUCAUAAACUAAUCUCCAUGUAGAAUGAGUUAUCCAAAGGAGCAUAAUAAAAUGAAACCCUUAAAAACCGAGGGCUUCUGUUUUUAUGCUGUCACUAGUUUGCACUAAUAUAAUGGACCAACGCUGUUAUAGGAAAAGACAGACUUUCUCAUAGGCAGUUCAAGGCUUGAUGAUGAUUGUAGUUAUGCUUGUGAUGUCUUGUGCUUUCUUUUUUUACUUAAAGACCUAAUUCUUAAAGAUUUUAGAGCUUAUAUUUUACUUGAAUAAUGGAUAUUUUCCUAUAAAAUGGCUUUGAGAAGAGAAUUAAUAUUUGACUAGUUAGAAUUAAUUAAAAGGUAAGGGAAAACAGGGUAUGCUUAGAUUAAAUAAUUUAUGUAAAUAGAGCCUAUUUUCAACUAAUAUGACCAUAGGAGCCUUUUGAGAUUCAUGAUAUUAAACAAGUAAUGAAAUUUUAAGUAAUUAACAAAGAACUUGAACACUUUUGGUACGACAGCAUUUUUGUGCCCUAAAGUAUGUAAUGAUUUAGACAUGUGCCAUAUAUACACUACAAUAUAACUGUAUGCAUUUUGUUUCUCUGGGGACAUCUUUACACCACAGUGUACAUGGAUUUCUAAACAUUUGAAACCUUUUUUUGAAACUUGUUAAUAUGUAUGAAGUCAUAGACAUUCUCUGAAAGACUCAAAAAUUCACCAAAAAUCUGAUUAUGUACUGAAUGUUCAAUACAGCUUUGAUUUAUAGGGAUAAAAAGGAAAUCUAAGGUUAUCAGAAUAGAUUUAUUUGGAGGCAAAUUUUUCAAAACUCAAAAUUAGUGGGUGAAAAAGAUGCAAAACUUCACAAAAGAAUAAAUUCCAAAUUAAAAAAAAACAUAUACUUAAUUCCACUAACGAUAUUCUUGUGUAUGACAAUAGGUAUCCAUGAGACACUGAAAUAUGAUCAUGAUGAACUAUGAAAAUUUUUCUCCAUAGAAUUAUAUUCCUUCUGGUACCUGGUAUAGUUAAGUUAUACUCAAUGACUUUUCCUUCCUUUCCUUACUCCUAGUUUUCCUACUCACUUUUCCUAAGAGCUUGCCUAAAACUCCAGGCUCAAUAAGGCUAAUCAUGAAAAAUAACUGAAUGUAAUGAUAUAAUGAAGUUCUUCAUUUCCAAAAAUCUCUUAAUGAUUUCAAAAUUCAUUAUGCACCUGAGCCAACACACACCCAUUGAAAUUAAGAAUUUAAAAUUUUCACACCCAUUUGAGCUUCUUUCAGGUCUAAAGGAUUUGAGAUCUAGAUCUUUUAAUAUAAGUAUCAAGUGAAAUAUAGCUAGUUGGGAGUUCAAUCAUGUGCACAUUGUAUUCUGUUUUAUAUACUCUUAACAUUUAACUUAUGAUGAUCCUUAUUUAUAUUGACCUUAUGAACUCCAUUUCAUGCAAUGUAAACUGAGAUAUAUUUUCAGAGAAAUAUAGAACUAGCAUUCUUUCAGAUAAUUUCCUUUUUCUUUUAUAAUUACUCUAUGGCAAUUUUUUUAUGGGUAACUGAUUAUACAUAUUCGUAUUUCAUUGAUUCUAAGAUUUCUACUUUUUCAAUUCGCAUCUCUAAAAUUGUGAUUAUAUCUUACAAUCAUUGGCAUCUUAGAUGCAGUGUUUAAAGUUGUUCUUAUAUAACAUUACACUAAUUCAUCUUUAAAUGUUCAUGGGGAUAGGGACAUUCCUUUUCUUAUAAAUAUUUCAGAACCAAUUUAUGGUAACAUGUGAAGCCAAUUUUCAGUACAACUGAAUCACAUACAACUCAUCAUGGAGCCUAUCUGAUUAUGAGCUCAGAUCCUGCAAACCUUUAGGUUGUAAAGCUCUUUCAUCUUCCUAUUUAUACUUUAUGCUACUGGCUACGAUUUCAGCAUACCUACCUUAACUAAUAAGAAUGGGUGGGUUUCUCCCAAUUUUGCUAACAAAUUUUUAAUCUCUCUAGGCCUUUCUAAAGAAUACUUUCAUAUGAUCAUCUCAGUUUUAAACAGAAUUAACUGGAAAAUAUAUGAAACCAUUGUAAUUAGAUUUUGUAGUAUCUUGUAUGUCUGAUGUCAAUAACAAAAGAAAAAUAUGAUACAACCAAUCAGUACUGUAGGAAAAAAAC
Lynx canadensis (Canada lynx) is the source of this 6628-nucleotide messenger RNA. RefSeq names its product integrin subunit beta 8 (gene ITGB8). Gene Ontology annotation, cellular component: integrin complex; cell surface; focal adhesion. The record is from RefSeq and is a predicted model, not a curated record. Lineage: Eukaryota; Metazoa; Chordata; Mammalia; Carnivora; Felidae. Gene Ontology annotation, molecular function: integrin binding. Gene Ontology annotation, biological process: integrin-mediated signaling pathway; cell adhesion mediated by integrin; cell migration. The coding region runs from base 73 to 2376 and encodes 767 amino acids. The transcript has 14 exons.